Lactuca virosa is the source of this 426-nucleotide messenger RNA. The record is from the annotation of a GenBank genome assembly. NCBI's taxonomy places the organism in Eukaryota, Viridiplantae, Streptophyta, Magnoliopsida, Asterales, Asteraceae.
AUGAUAAACACCAGCCACAUCAUUGUUCUUCAAAGCUCUACGGGACAAGUUGGUGGAAAACAAAGAUAUGGAAUCAACAGUGUGUCAUUUAAACCAUCUGAUGACAUCCAGCUAAAACUCGCAGAUUAUUUCAACAUCGGAGGUGUUUUCCGCAUCGGAAGCAUCUCUGAUAGACCCAAUGGCGGCAGGCUUUAUACAGACAUGUUGGUCAUGGGAGCUGAUUACAGAGCUUUUGUUGAGAUUGUAUUUGAAAACCCUUCCGAUAUUGUUCUCAGUUAUCAUAUCGAUGGCUUCUUCAUUGUCGGAAAAAAGGAUGGAUGGAGGAGAAUGGACACAAGCAACCAAGCAGGUUACAACCUUCGAGACGGAGUUGCACGGAGUACGAUCCAGGUGUACCCAAAAUCAUGGUCGGCGCUUUAUGUUUGA